Drosophila ficusphila is the source of this 2044-nucleotide messenger RNA. RefSeq names its product peptidylprolyl isomerase domain and WD repeat-containing protein 1. Gene Ontology annotation, molecular function: peptidyl-prolyl cis-trans isomerase activity; protein binding. Bases 91 to 2001 code for a protein of 636 amino acids. The record is from RefSeq and is a predicted model, not a curated record. Gene Ontology annotation, biological process: protein peptidyl-prolyl isomerization. The transcript has 10 exons. Lineage: Eukaryota; Metazoa; Arthropoda; Insecta; Diptera; Drosophilidae.
UGCUGAAAAACGGCCUUAAACAUCUGUUUUUGUUCCGGGUAAACGUGAAAAGCGUCUAUUUUCCUGUGUUUUUGUUUAUAAUUUUCCAAAAUGAGCGAUAGAACCAAAGAGGAUCUGAAGCGCAGUGCGCCGGAGGAGGACAGAGAACCCAAAAAUGGAACUUCAGACGAAAAGGAGGCGGAGGGCGAGGAGGACGCCUGGAUAGGACCCAUGCCUUCUGAGCAAAGCGCCCCUGUGCCAGCAAAAAAGAAGAAGGUCCUGCCCUACGAGCACAUAUUCCUGGAGAACCUGCCCAAUGCGGAGAGUUACGAGAGGAGUUACAUGCAUCGCGAUGUGAUCACCCAUUUGGUGUGCACUAAGACAGAUUUUGUGGUGACCGCCAGUGUAGAUGGCCACAUUAAAUUCUGGAAGAAGGGCGAACUGGGAAUUGAGUUUGUAAAGCAUUUCCGCAGCCAUCUAGUACCUAUCAAAUCGCUGACCACCAAUGAUAGUGGCACACUGCUUUGCUCGGCGGCCACGGAUCAGACAGCCAAGGUUUUCGAUGUGGUCAACUUUGAUAUGAUCAACAUCAUUCGACUGGGUUAUACGCCACAGUGCAGUGAAUGGAUAAAUGGACCAGGAGAUGCCGUCCAAGGAUUGGCUAUUUCGGACUCGGAGAGCAGCUGCAUACACAUCUACGAUGGGCAAGGAAGUGGAGAAGUCUUGCACACGCUGGAGAAACUGCACUCUGCUCCUGUGGUCGCCAUGUGCCUUAAUGUGGCCAUGGAAACAGUGAUUUCAGUGGAUCGCAAUGGCAUUCUGGAGUACUGGCAGAAUUCCAAGCACGACUACAAGUUUCCGCAGCGUCUGGUCAAUUUUGACUCCAAGCUUGACACAAGCCUCUUUGAGUUUGCUAAGCAGAAGACUCAAGUCACCGGUUUGGCUGCAACGCCAGAUGGUAAGAGGUUUGCCGCCAUAUCGACAGAUCGCAAGGUCCGCGUCUUUCAGUUUAACACUGGCAAGUUAAUCCGUGUGUUUGAUGAAGCCCUUUCCACCUACACUCAAAUGCAGCAGACGCAGCAUGCCUUGCCCAACAUGGAGUUUGGCCGGAGAAUGGCGGCCGAGCGGGAUCUGGAGAAGACUGCUCAAAACACGACCCUCAAUAUUAUUUUCGAUAGCACUGGCAACUUCCUGCUCUAUCCAACGAUGCUGGGCAUCAAAGUGAUCAACGUGGUGACAAAUCGGUGCGUCACUAUUCUAGGGAAAACGGACAACAUUCGGCCGCUGCAGGUUGCCCUUUUCCAGGGCAGGAUCAAGCGACAAAAAGCAGCCAUCACACUGGAACAAGAGGCUAGCGAGAACCCAGCACUGCAGAAUAUUUUAAAUGAUCCAACAGCAUUUUGCACAGCCUACAAGAAAAACCGUUUUUACUUGUUCAGCCGAAGACUGCCCUCAGACCUGCAAGAUGUCGAUCGUGACAUCUUUAACGAGAAGCCUUCGAAGGAAGAUAUAAUCGCGGUGCCAGAGGCCACAGUCGUGCAACGUAUCUAUGAGAACGUGGUGCUCCACACCACGAAAGGAGAUGUCCAUAUGAAGUUGUUCUUCAAGGAGGUGCCAAAAACCGUGGAGAACUUUUGUGUUCAUGCUAAAAAUGGGUACUACAAUGGCCACAUAUUCCAUCGUGUGAUAAAGGGCUUCAUGGUUCAGACUGGCGAUCCCACGGGAACGGGAACAGGUGGCAAAUCUAUUUGGGGAAGCGAUUUUAAAGAUGAAUUCGUGCCAAGCUUAAAACAUGAUCGUCCCUAUACGGUCAGCAUGGCGAAUGCGGGUCCAAAUACGAAUGGCAGUCAGUUCUUCAUUACAGUCUUGCCCACGCCAUGGCUUGACAACAAGCACACUGUUUUCGGACGAGUGUACCGCGGCAUGGAAGUAGUUCUCAAUAUUUGCAAUGCAAAGGCGAAUCCGAAAACGGACAAGCCCUACGAUGACAUUAAAAUUAUAUCCAUUCACUUAAGUAAUUAAGCAGAGAUUAUAAAUACAACUUUUGAUUCAGCACAGAUUCAAA